This is a messenger RNA of Spinacia oleracea (spinach), 1726 nucleotides long. RefSeq names its product aluminum-activated malate transporter 2. Gene Ontology annotation, biological process: malate transport. The record is from RefSeq and is a predicted model, not a curated record. The coding region runs from base 178 to 1563 and encodes 461 amino acids. Lineage: Eukaryota; Viridiplantae; Streptophyta; Magnoliopsida; Caryophyllales; Amaranthaceae. The transcript has 5 exons.
GUCCAUGAAAUAGUAAACGGUCAAAAAAGAUACAAACUAAAGCAGCCCGGCCCCCACACGCAGUAGUGCAGUACUGGUUACUAUAUAGUCCCAACAGUAUUGCUCUUCUUCUUCUUCUUCUUCUUCUUCUUCUUCUUCCACAGUUGCACACUUUGAGUGAGUUUUUUGUUAAAUAAAAUGGCAAACGUAGUAGAAGUGGUUACAAAAAGCAUUUUAAAGAUAGGACAAGAUGAUCCAAGGAGAGUGAUUCAUUCUAUGAAAGUAGGAUUAGCAGUCACUUUAGUAUCUCUGUUUUACUACUUCCGCUCAAUCUACCAAGACUUAGGCACCACUGCUUUAUGGGCUGUCCUUACUGUCGUCGUUGUUUUCGAGUUCUCUGUUGGAGCCACAUUGGGCAAAGGUUUGAACAGGACAAUGGCUACACUAAUAGGAGGUGUACUAGCAGUUGGGGUGCAUGGCUUGGCUACUCAAUGUGGACACAUUGCUGAACCCUUUCUCAUUAGCAUCUUCGUUUUCUUUCAAGCUUCUUUAUCAACAUAUGCAAGAUUUUGUCCAAAGAUCAAAGCAAGAUAUGAUUAUGCGUUCCUCAUAUUCAUAUUAACCUUUUCAUUCAUAUCCAUCUCUGGCUUCCGUGUUCGGGAUAUCAUAGACUUGGCUCGCGAUAGAUGGGCUACUAUUCUUAUUGGAGUUUUCGGUUCCCUCCUUGUUUCUAUACUUGUUUUCCCUGUUUGGGCUGGCCAAGAUCUUCAUAAUUUGAUUGCUAACAACUUACACAAACUUGCCAUUUCUUUGGAUGGAUAUGGAAAUACAUACUUCAAAAUCAAAGAGAAUGAUGCUACACACGAAAUUGAUACACCAAAGCUUCAAACUUACAAGAAUGUUUUCAACACAAAGGGGGCUGAGGAAACCUUGGCUAAUUUUGCAAAGUGGGAGCCAAGUCAUGGUUGUUUUAGGUACAAGCAUCCAUGGAAACAAUACCUAAAACUAGGAGCUCUUUCUCGAGAAUGUGCCUACAAGAUUGAUGCCCUUGAUGAACGCCUAAAAGUAAAUAUCAAGGUUAAUGAAAAUGAUCAUGUACAUAAAUUUAGAGCAAUUUGCAACAGGAUGACGGUGGAGGCAAGCAAAACACUAAAAGAGCAAGCAAGUGCAUUGAAGAGUAUGACCCGGACCCGGACCCGGACCCGGACCCGGACCCGGACCUCUUCUUGCAAAGUUUACGUUGCAAAAUCUAAAGAAGAAAUGAAAAGCUUACAAGAUUUGUUGAAAUCAACAACCUUAUGGAAAGACAAUGAGGACCAACUGCUUCAUGUUAUUUCAGCUACAACAAUUAUAUCCAUACUAACAGAUAUUGUCACUUGUACUGAAAAAAUAGCAAACUGCACUACUCAACUUGCUUCCUUGGCACAUUUCAAGGCAACUAAGCUACAAAAUUCACAACCAGAGUCAAAAUGUGUUGAUCAAGAAUUGGAGAAAUCAACAAGUGCGAGUCAACACCAGAAUCCAACCAAUGUCAAUUUGGUUAAUUGCUCUCAUAUUGCUAUUAAGAUCCAAGCAGGAGACUAAAUGAUAUUCAAAAAUCUGUUGGAGAUACUACAUUUGUGUGUGUAAAUACUAAAUACUAAAUACUAAAUACUUUUGAAUAAUCAAUUACAUCUCUUAUUCAUCAAUUAAUUACAAUUGCCUAUGUCAAAAAAAAAAAAAUUAAUAAUAAAAUAAUAAUUACAAU